CUCACUCCGAUAGCGAGAAGCAGCAGCCAGGCUAGCAAACGAUCAAAGCAGAGCUCGCUCUGGAUCGAUGGCGUUCAUGCGGUACCGCGGGCUGCCGCAGGGAGAGGUGACGGCGGAGGAGUUCUGGGCGUGGCUGGGGCAGUUCGACGCGGACCACGACGGCCGGAUCAGCCGGGAGGAGCUGCAGCGCGCGCUGCGGAGCCUCAACCUGUGGUUCGCGUCGUGGAAGGCGCGGGAAGGGAUGCAGGCCGCGGACGCCAACCGCGACGGCGCCGUCGGCAGGGAGGAGGCCGGCCGGCUCUUUGCCUACGCGCAGAGGCAGCUCGGCGGCAAGAUCACCCAGCUCGGCUCCUACUGACGGAAAAAGCAGACUUGGCUUUCAGCCUGUCCAUGUGAAUGAGUGCGGAUGCGUGGAGCAUGGAUGUAUGUUUUGUGUUUCUCGAAUUCGUGUGCCAACUCUCUCCAAGUUUCAUGGUGUUUGUUUGCAUUCGUAUGUUCAGCACUGAUGGUGAAAUCGGUGAGGAUUUUUGUGGA
This is a messenger RNA of Triticum dicoccoides, 534 nucleotides long. RefSeq lists its product as uncharacterized. Lineage: Eukaryota; Viridiplantae; Streptophyta; Magnoliopsida; Poales; Poaceae. The transcript has a single exon. Gene Ontology annotation, molecular function: calcium ion binding. Bases 68 to 358 code for a protein of 96 amino acids. The record is from RefSeq and is a predicted model, not a curated record.